AUGAUGAGCAACAGGGUUGAAUAUUUAUGGAUAGGGAUCAGGGAGAAGGCCAGCAAGGUUGAUACAAUUGGAAUCUGUCGUAGACCACCCAUCCAGGAUGAAAAGGGAGGCAGCAGUGAUGGUUCUUGGGAUAAAGAAAAGCUUCAGUCUCCCCCCACCCAAGGAUCACAGGCCUCUGUUAACCACCCCAACUUGCCUGGACAGCAUAAUGUUCCAGUUAGCCAUCCUCUCAACCCUCUGCAACAGAACCACCUUCUGCCGAAUGGAUUGGAACUUCCUUUUAUGAUGAUGCCCCACCCGUUAAUUCCCGUGAGCCUACCUCCAGCAUCUGUCACGAUGGCAAUGAGCCAGAUGAACCACCUUAGUACCAUCGCCAACAUGGCAGCAGCAGCACAAGUGCAGAGUCCUCCAUCCAGAGUUGAGACAUCUGUUAUUAAGGAACGUGUUCCAGACAGCCCUUCUCCUGCUCCUUCUCUUGAAGAGGGCCGAAGACCUGGCAGCCAUCCAUCCUCUCAUCGAAGCAGCAGUGUGUCCAGCUCUCCCGCACGGACCGAGAGCUCUUCAGACAGAAUCCCUGUCCAUCAGAAUGGGCUAUCUAUGAACCAAAUGCUGAUGGGUUUGUCACCUAAUGUUCUGCCUGGACCUAAGGAGGGUGAUCUGGCUGGUCAUGACGUGGGACAUGAGACAAAAAGAAUACACAUUGAGAAAG
Apaloderma vittatum (bar-tailed trogon) is the source of this 709-nucleotide messenger RNA. RefSeq names its product dachshund homolog 1-like. The record is from RefSeq and is a predicted model, not a curated record. The annotation marks the transcript as partial. NCBI's taxonomy places the organism in Eukaryota, Metazoa, Chordata, Aves, Trogoniformes, Trogonidae. The transcript is spliced from 5 exons.